Effrenium voratum is the source of this 2880-nucleotide messenger RNA. Lineage: Eukaryota; Dinophyceae; Suessiales; Symbiodiniaceae. The record is from the annotation of a GenBank genome assembly.
CCGCCACCACCACCACCGCCACCACCACAACCACCACCACCACAACCACCACCGCCACCGCCACCACCGCCACCACCACUGCCACCACCACCACAACCACCACCAAGUCUGCCUCAAGUUCAUCCACAAGUGCCAGCGCCACGUCCUCAACGUCAAGAACUUCGGUCACGGUGACAGCCAGCAGUCGCACAGAAUCAACGACCAGUUCCACAACGGCUUCUUCCAGUGUGAGCUCGACAAGAACCAACACAGCUACCGCUACAGAUGUCGCGAUGCCUGGCAGCACAAGCACUGCGUCAAGUGCAACGACUACCACCUCAGCCAGCACGUCUCAGGCUAUUUCUGUGACUAGCAGCACAGCAGCAACUAGCCUCGCAAACAGCGUGACCAGUUCCCUCAGCACUUUGACCACCACCUCGGGCACUUCGACUUCCACUCUGAUCAGCACCUUGACCACUUCCUUCGCGACUGCGAGCUCCACAAACCCGCCUCCCUUGGUUGAUGCCGUUGCCGCGCGCCGGGAGGAGGCCGCCGCCGCGAGCGCUGCGGUGGAGGCGGCAGAGGAGCGCGCGGUGCUGCAGCUGCUGGCGGCGCUGGCGCCGGCGCCCGGGGCGCCGCCGGGGGUGCUGGGCUCGGCGAAGGUGGAGACGGAGGUCGGAACUGUGGAGGUCACCGCCUUCUCUGCAGACGCCGCGGCUGCUGCUGGUGGAACCGUGCCGGUGACGGGCAGCGGCGGCGUUGCGGUGGACGUGCCGUCUCAGGUCCUGGGGCAGGCGGCCUCCAUAGGCGGAGCGGGCCCGGUGCUCUUGAGUUUUACCUCCAUGUCCAAAGUCGCCUCCAAGUUCCAGGCUUCGGCGCCGAACGCGCCGUCGCCCUCGGGCGCGUCGACUGGGCGGCGGCUGAACGCGCUGCAGUCGGUGCCGCUGAGCAUCAACCUCCGCGGGGCGGAUGGGAAGAAGCUGGACAUGAGCCGACUCAGCUCGCCCAUGGUCCUGUCGGUGGAGUCCUUCGACCCCAAUGCCACCUGCGCAUAUUGGGAUGAGGAUCAAGGCAUGUGGUCCCAAAGCGGCGUGGAAAAGGUGGGCUACGAGCAGGGGAAGCUCAUGUGCCGCACCGAGCACCUGUCCAUUUUCGGGGCUUUGAUGGAAUCCAUCUUUAAGGACGUGGCAGCCGUGCUGAAAUGUUCCACUGCCUGGCAGCUGGUCUCCGUCGAGGGGAUCAAGAAGAUCGGCGAGCCUGGGUGGACGGGAUAUCCCCCCAGCAUCGUCACCUUCUGCUUCCUGGGGGGCUUUCUGCUGGCCGGGAGCUGCGCCUUCCGCUUGGACCGCCGGGCGGAGGAGGCCAUUCCCUGGCUGGAGAGGGAGGCCAUGCUCCUCCGCAGCAAGAAGAGCGUGGACCGGACGAAGAUGCGGGCCUUCAGGCCCAGCGUCCAGGAGAAAGGUGGGCGCUGCUCCCGGUGCUGCCGGGCGGUGAAGAACGCCUUCGACUACGUGGUUUGGCUGGUUGGCAGCUCCUUCGGCGUGGAGAACGCGGCGGAGGUGGUGUCGGAGCUUGUCUCCAACGCCCCCACUGCCACGGUGAGCCGGUGCGUGGCGGCGUUGCACGCGCACAAGAGCGGGGCAUGCCGGGAGAGCUUGAAGGCGGUCAAGGACUUGGCCGGCCCGGACUUGGACAAGGCCGCGCGGCAGGCGAGCCAGCGCGAGGCCGCGGCCGGUGCCGCCGGUGGCGGUGCGGGCGGUGGCGGCCGGAGGCAGGUGGCCAGCAGACUGCGGGCCUCCGUGAUGAAUGGGGUGUCGGUGAUGAUGCAGAAUAUGGACCACUUCCGGGUGGCGCUGCAGAGCAUGACCCAGCGCUGGGAUGUGCACGGGCACGGGGUCUGGGCCGUGGAGACCUUCGUCUCCAGCGGUUGGUGCAAGCGCGUGGCGAUGCUCUUCCCCGCAGUGCACCCGUGGGUUGCGAUAACCCUCUUCAGCAUGUUCACCUCCCACGCCGUGCGCGCCGCUCUGAUCAUCUUGAAGUUGUCCACCUCCGCUGCAUCCAACGCGCUGUUCUUCACCAGCGCGUCGUCCACGCCGGACUCAGAUGCUGAGUGCGCACCUCCGCAGACCUUGUUCUCUCGGAUGGUUCAGGGCGCCACCGUGGGGGUGUUGUCCGCUUGUUUGGGGGACGUCAUCAUCUUCCUCCUCUUCAUGGUGCAGCGGCGCCGCGUGGUGGAGAGAGAGGAAUGGACUCCAGAGAUGAAGCAGAAGCAGGUGUCCCGCUGGUGGUGGAGGUCCUGCAUCUUCUGGAGCUGGUGGGUCUUCCACGAGUCUUGCUGCAUCCUCUACGUGUUCACCUUCCUGGCCAACGUGACCUUGGCCGACGCAGUGAAGUGGGUCGAGAGCACGGGAAUCAGCCUACUGCAGGACCUGCUGCUGGUGCCGCUGGCGGUGUCGCUGGUGCUGGGCUCUUUGGCCUCGCUGGCGCUGCGCAGCGCCCGGGUGAGGCUGGCGGUUGAAGACAAGUGGAUUGGAAGUGCUCCGGAGGAGAACGAGGAGCCUGCGAAGGAAUUGCUCCGAUGCCGCACGUUCACCGGCUUUGCUGGGGUGGAGAGCGAGGAGGGCGUCAACAGCGAGCACGGCUUUAGCGACGUGGAGGCAGACGAGGAGGCGGAGUUCUCCGACAGCGUGUCGGUGGACUGCUCGGUGCGGCAGGACUUCUGCCCUGUGCUGCCGGGUGUCCCGACUUAGGCGCGAACGGCGCGCCAGGUAGCCGGACCACGACACAAGGCUGGCGCGGCUCGCCGUGUAUCACACGCGCAGUCUCUUUUAAUUUUAAAUGAGCACCGGUCAAUAUUCAGCAUCAUCUGAUGCUGGAAGGUAGAUGACAUUGGGCACACUC